UCAGUUACUCGCUGCCAGCCGUCCCCUCCUCUACACGAUCUUGAAUUACCUGACUACCCGGUGGAUUAAUAUUGCAGGAGCAAUGGCUGUGAAUCCGCUAGACCUCUGGAACCAUUGGGCGACCCAGAUUCUGGUGCUUUUGAGCCUCGCGCUUCAGGUUGUCCUCCUCCUCCUCGCGGGGAUCCGAAGGGGUGAAGCUUCCACCGUGCCGAAGCUCCUCCUCUGGCUUGCCUACCAACUGGCCGACUCGACCGCGAUAUAUACCAUCGGGCACCUGUCCAUCAGCGCCACGGCAGAUAGGCACCAACUCGUGGCAUUCUGGGCACCCUUCCUCCUCCUGCACCUCGGUGGCCCGGACAACAUCACGGCGUAUUCGCUCCAGGACAACGAGCUGUGGCUGCGCCACCUCCUGACUCUCGUCGUGCAGGUCCUCGGAACUGCUUAUGUGCUCUACAAGCACAUCGCCGGCAAUGGCUCCUUGGUUGUGCUGGCCUCCAUCUUGAUGUUCGCAGUCGGUGUUGUAAAGUAUGGCGAGAGGACAUGGGCGCUCAGGCGUGGCAACAUGGAUAGCAUCCGGGGCUCUCUCAAGAAGCAACCACCCUCCAAACAUACUCACUUUCACCCACAGGAUCAGGGGUUAGACAAAGAAGAAUUCCAGUUGCGGAGAGCUCACACGUUAUUCCACAUCUGCAAGCGUGCCAUUGUUGAUUCUUCGGUCAACAUUGACUCAGAUGACCAUGAUACCUCCGAGAAGCUUGGGAGGCAACGGGCUAGGUAUAUGUGGUUGUUGAUGGAGAUGGAGCUCUCCCUCAUGUAUGACAUCCUGUAUACCAAAGCGGCAGUCAUUCAUCCUGUAUACCAGUAG
Phragmites australis (common reed) is the source of this 865-nucleotide messenger RNA. RefSeq lists its product as uncharacterized. The record is from RefSeq and is a predicted model, not a curated record. NCBI's taxonomy places the organism in Eukaryota, Viridiplantae, Streptophyta, Magnoliopsida, Poales, Poaceae. The coding region runs from base 83 to 865 and encodes 260 amino acids. The transcript has 2 exons.